CGCCCGGGGACCCGGAGGUGGCCGCGCCCUGGGCCGCCGAGCGCUGACCUUCGCCUCGCGCCCCUGGCUCGCUCGGGUGGGCGCCUCAUCCACCGCCCUCCGCAGCCUCCGGGUCAAGGGCCAGGUCCGGGGGGCAGUGGGGCAGACAUGGCGGACUCCGAGGCCGUGGCCGAGGACCUGGACGCCCUCAUCGACGACCUGGACUACCUCCCGGGCCACUUCCACCUAGAGAUGCAGCUGAACUUUGAGCCACGCUCGCCGGCCUCUCUCCGCGCCCGAGACCUGAAGCUGCAAAGGGAUGGCCUGCAGCAGGAGCUCGAGCUGGCUGCUGCCCCGCAGCGCGCGGCCGUGCGCCACCUCCUGGGCACCUUUGCCUUCUACCUGGAGGAGGUGGACGAAGCCCGAGAGCGCUUCCUCGAGGUGGCCCGUGAGGACCCGGGCAACCUCAACGCCUGGGCCAAUCUGACACACGUGUACGGGCGACUAGGGAAGGAGGAAGAGGAAGAGGCUUGUGCUGGGAAGCUGGCCAGCCUCAUGGGCCUGGCGGGUGACCCCAAGGCCGACGGGGACCCCCAGCUCCGAGCCGCGCGCUGCCUGGCGGAGCAGGGCUAUGCACAUGGCUUCGACGUGGGCUGCGCCAGCCCAGAGGAGCACGCACGGGUGCUGGAGGCGGGCAUCGCGUUCUACGACAAGGCGCUGAGCUACGGGCAGCAGAUCCCCAUGGAGGAGAAAAGGGGCUGGUACUUCACCAUGGCAACACUUUUCAUCAGGCUAGAUGGCAUCUUCCUGGAGCUGGGCAGCGAGGAGCAGAAGAGGCUGCCCACCUUCAACCGCACACUGGCCUUGCUGCGGCAAGUCCUCAAGUCCCCGGACCCCCACCACCGAGCUCUGGCCUGGUGCUACCUCGGAAUGCUGCUGGAGAGGAAGGACUCCUUCUCCACCACGCCCAUGGGCAUCCACGACUGUGGGUUCUCGGGGACCGACCCCCUGGACUGCUUUGGCAAGGCCAUCGAGAUUGCCAAGGACCAACCCCCAAUUCUGAAUCGCCUGGCCAAGAUCUUCCACUUCCUAGGAAAACAGGACAUGGCCAUUGGCACCUGCAACAUGGCCCUGGACGUCCUGGAUCCAGAGCUCAACUGGCAGGCGUAUUGCACGAGGGCCAAGAUCCACAUCAGAGCCUACCUCCAUGACCUGGAGCGGGUCAAGAUGGGGCUCGGAGGCAUGCCUGACAGGAACCACCUGGCCUGCGCCAAGGCGGACCUCGAGGAAGUGGUCAAGGUGUGCCCGGGUCUCAGGACCUACCUGGACAUCAGCCAGGUCUACUACUACAUGGGCGUGGACGCAAUGCAGGAGCUGCUGGCAGUGGAUGAGGAGGCACUGAACCAGGCACUGGUCUUCUUGGCCAAGGCCGGUGAGUCAGAGCUGGGCACCACGCUGCCCGAGCUGCAGCUGCUGCGAGGCAAGUGCCUGCGCAUCAAGGGUGAGGAGGCCAACGCGGCAGCGUGCUUCAAACGCGUGGUGGAGCUGGACGACGAGGGCUCCAGCCACACCGAGGGCUUCGGCUGCCUGCUCGAGGCGCUGCUGGCGCAAUGGAGCCAGGCGCAGCUGAGCGAUGGUGAGCUGGGCCGCGAAGUGGAUGUGUGGCUGCGCUGCGCCCAGAACAAGUAUCAGGCGGCACGCCUGCGCCAGGAGCUGCAGCGUGUGUGGCGUGGCCACACAGACGAGGUGCUGGGACUGGCCCGGGCCUUGGUGGACCAGGGACGGCUGUCGUUGGUGCGGCUGCUGUUUGAGACCAUGGAACAGGAAGGUGAGGGCAUGGGGGCACCCCGGGGCCGCAGAGCGUUCUCCUUCUGAGGGUACCCGUCCAGGCCCCGCCCCAUUGAGGGCCCGUCAAUCAGAGCCAAUCAGAUUCUCUUUCAGGAAUUGGACUGGGGACCUUGAGACAAUAGGGCAGUUUGACAUACCCGCGGAAGUGGGGAUGCCUGGUUGGGGAAACUGCCAAUUACAGGACAGAAUUGGGCAAAUGUACAGAGAAAAUAAGAUGGCUACGAUUCUCCUAAGAGAUACAUAAGAUAGCCGUCUCAGUUUGGGCGGUUUUCUAGUUUGCGGUGCAAUCCCUGAGGCCUCAGUCUCUGUGGGUUCCCAUGGGCAACUCUAUCCCUGUAACAAAGCCCUUACUUAAGUUGACUGCAGUGGGUCUCACAGGCCCUUCAGGCCAGAAAGCCAUGGCUAGAGCGGAGGGCAAAGCUGCACAGCGGACAGGUAAGGUGCCAGGCAGUGGUCUACACCGGCGUGCUCAGGCCUCUUUCCUACCUGGCUAGCCGUCUUCCAGCGGGCCUCGUCCGUGCUCAGCGUGGCCUGCAAGGCUCCCAGGCAAGGCAUGAAGCCCAUCAAUAGACUUCCCUGUCUGGGAACCUAGAGACCCCCCCAUCAGGGAAUGCCACCUAUUCCCAGUCUGGAACCUUCCACAACAGAAUGAAGAAUAUCUUGAAAUGUUACUCUCUUGGAAUCUUAGACUUAGAGCCUUAACUGUGGGAUUUUAUUGUCAAAGACUUAGACUCUGACUGCCACCAAAUCUUGGAAUGGCCAACCUGGAUUUUUGUGGCCCUGCUUCAGGAACUACUUAACGUAAAAUUCCAGGUUAAGUUCUCGCCAGACCCCAGGAAAGCUAGUUGCACAUAACUUCGAUGGCAAGACCUCUGUAAUGGUUUGUGAUAGGUUUUGCAUUUGUUCCUUUCUUUAAAGAGUUAUACUCACUGCUUUUGUCGUAUCUCUGAUCCUCAGAUAGUGACCAGAGAUAGGCUAGCACCCCUGCGUGGCUUCUCACGUCUCCAGUGACAGAUGGAGAACAGGCUGAGAGGUGCGGCCCCGAAAGGCCGCAUGUUCCAAAGCUCUCAUUGUGCAGAUGGGAGGCCUGAACCCUCGCGCGGAAAUGGCUUGCCCAAGGUCACACUCCACACUUCUUAAGCCUCCCCUCCUUUGUGCCUCACUCAGUCCUGCUGUCAGCAUUUUUCAGGUUUGGAAAAAUUCUAAUACACUGAUGAACACCAAAGCAUUAAGUGCUUAUGUGUCACCUGUCACAUGGGGCACUGAUAUCCAUGAGGGUAAAGCUCUAACACUCAUGUUAGUGUCCCAGGUACCUGUGAGAUCUGGACCAUGAAGCUACCCUAAGGUCCCUAAAUUCCGCCUCAUGGCUCCUCAUGGCUCAGCACUUUGGGCAGUGACACGCUGUCCCACCUUCCUCUCACCUCCGAGGUUGCAGAGUCCAGGAGGUGACCCGACAGCACACACAGCCCUGUCUACUCCUCCAUGCAUCCCUUCCCCACCCACAAUGGGAAAUCACCUCUUUCUUCUCCUGCUUCCUCAGGCAAACUGAAUUCAAGGCGGUUUGCUGGCACAACUAGGGAGCUGGUGAAGUUCGUCUGCUUCUCCAGGCUUCCCAAUUUGUUUCCUUUCUUGCUUUACCUCUCCCCAAGGUAAUGCAUUUCUCCCUCCAUUGCUUCCUCCUCCUGGCAAACCUUUUCUGACAACCUCAGGCACACGACUCAUAUAAAUGACUAAUAAACACCCACUAGUCUUGGGGUAUCUGCAUAUUGACCAAAAGCCAAAAAGAGAUAGGAAACCCCAUUUCCAGGACAUACCCUAUGUGCCGGGGGCUUCAUACAUGUGAUUGUCUCAACAGCCUUGGGGAGUAGCAUUCUCAUCCUCGUUUUAUAGAUGAGGACACUGAGACACUGACCAAGGUCUCAGGUAAGUAUGGGAAGAGCCAGGAUUUGGACCAGACCAGCCCAGUUCUGUGCUGCCUCCUGGAACACAGUUCUUCCUGGGAGUCGUGUCAUCUGUGGUCCAGAGUUUGGUCUGUGAUCACCAACUUGAACUGUCCCUUCCUCCAGUGCACUGUCUCCCUGUUCCAAACUGUUUUUCCUCUGUGACUUUGUACAUCCUAUUCUGUUCCACACUGGCUUUUUCCCUAUGAUUUCCAUCCCAAGGGCUAGGCUCAAAAAUGCCUCCUCCAGAAAGCCUUACCAAAUCCUCCUAGUUCACAUUAAUCACUCCCUUUUACGCAUGGAGAGCUCUCAGGCCUCGUGUCCCACGGCAUUACAUUACUUCCCUCUCCUUGGGUCAUAAUCGUGUCAACAUGUCUGCAGCCCACCCCUAACCCAGCUGGCUUCUUUACAGCAGGAGCUAUACCCGAUUCAGCCCCAGGGCCCUGCACUGAGCUCGGCACUGAGACAGGCUCAGUGUGGGUUAUUGAAGUGAGUGCACUCACAGCAAUGAGGCCACUACCUCAGUCGCACACAGGUGACUCUAUCACCAGGCCCACCAGCCUGAGGUUGGGGCCAGGUCUCCAGCCCAACGAUCCUUGAGGCCCAAAACUCAACCAGAAAACGUGGACUUUUUUCCCCUCCUCCUCUCCAGCCUUAGGCCAUUUCUUUAAUUCUCCAAUUGGGAAACUGAAGGCCAGAUUGGGAAACUGAGACGAGAGCAGGGGCUUGACCAAGAUCAAGCAAUGAACUGAUGACAGAUUCAAACUUGAACCCCACUUCCAGACUUCUGGGCCAGUGUCCUCUGCCCUUUUAGGGCUGCCUCCUUUGCCAAGGUCCAAGAGGACUACAGCCCUUCCAUUCCUUCCCUCAGCUCGUACCUACCGAGCACUGGUGAAAUUCCAAGCAUAGUGCCAAGCCCUGGGGCUCCAGUGGAGAACCAGAUAGACCUGCCCUUACCUUCAGGGAGCCGCAGGCUAGACCUUGCACAUCAGCUUAUGCCUGACCUUGUGGGCUGCAGGGGAGACUUGCGGAGACUAAUGGGAAGCUGUGGAGGGUUUUAGCUGGCAGAGCCGGCUGCCCGCCCCCUCCACACCAGUCAUUCACAUCCUGUGUCUGGCCUUUCCUCAGCCCAAUGCGGGGGAGAGGACGGCUGUCCCUGGGGCUCCAAACCUGGUCCUUGGCCAUCCCUCUCCAGCAAGUCACUGCUGAGGCCAGACCUCGUGGUCCCCCAGGACUGUGGCUCGGGCGGGUUCAGGGAGGCUAGUGGAUGGCUGAUCUUUAUUUAAUUACAGUUUGGAGCCCUGCAGAACACCCCUGCCCACUGGGCAGCUGGGAGAACAACUGUCUGUCACACAGCUGAAGCAGCAGGAGAUCCUUAGGGGAACACUGCAGAGUAAAAGCUUUAAUGACCCCAUAAUCAGAGUAAUGAAGACAAAUCACACCUCGUGCUGUCUGCCCACGCCUUCCUCUGCAUCUAGAAGCCAAUAUCAGGCAGCUAGAAACUCCUGUUCAGCCAGUGGGAGCAAGACAUGUUAGAGGGAAGCAGGUGAGAUUUUUCAGUCACAGUUUUCCAGAAUUUCAGACUUGGAAAGAACCCUGGUCAUCACCUCUUCCAGACUCUCCAUCCAAAGCAGGACUCCUCUCAACAGUGAUUAUUCUGAAAGAAGGGUCUAAACCACUUGCAUACCUCUGGCAGACAGGCAGCUUACUAUCUGUCGAAGGAAUCCAUCCAUUUCCCACUGGUCUAUCUUUGAGUUUGUCCUUCUAUUGAGUUGAAAUCCUCUUUUCUGUAGUUUUUAUCUUCUGAUUCAAGUUCAGCUUCUGGGGCCACACAGAAUGUACCCUAAUAAGUGUGAUAACCUUGAAUGAGUUACUUUCCUCUGGACCCCAUUCCCUCUUUCUGUCCUGGCACCUAUUACAGUGUUUGAGUUGUUCAGAAGGUGGCUGGCUGCUCCGCCAAGGGCCAGACAGGGCUCUGAUCCGGCUUCCAGCUGCCAGCGCCCAGUGCAGAGCCUGCACAGAGUGGUGCUAGCAGCUGGAAGCGGAACAGAACAGGGUUCUCCCAUCCCUAAUCAGCCCCCUAGGGAGCACCCUGUGUGGAUGAUGGUGGCUGGAUGCCAAAUGAAGUGAAAUAUCUCCUUUCCUCGGGCUGUUAACUUUUUUCGUGUUUAAGGAAAGGGAAGAUAAUGACAUUUAGCACUUUACAACUCAGCAGUAAAAUGAGCAGAUGGAAACAGAUCCCCAGCAUGGCGGGCGUGCUUCCAGCAAGAAACCCUCCCUAGCUUUGUGGGGCUGAAGUCACUGGCAAGGCUUGCAGCUGGGUGAGGACACAGACAGCUCCCUCCUUCUCCCCAGCCCUGCCCCACAGUCCGUGUAGGCUCUACCUGCCCUCACUCCCUGCUUCCUGCCUGGAGCACCAGUACAAACUCUCUAAUUUUGAUGGGGGGUGGGGGGAGGAUGCUUUUGUCAAGCAAUGGUGAGCAAAACCUGUGGAGCUGCAGAAAAGCUUCAGCUGGCCUCUAGGUGGCCGCAAAAGAACAAUUUGACUGAACAGGGAAGGUUCCUUCCUGCAGGGAAGUCAAAGAAAAUCAUAUUCAUCUUGAUCACCGCCAGGACGACUUACUGAGACGCUGCCGCUGCCACAGGCCAGUGCCUGCGGCACGAGUUUCACAUGCCUUUACUGCACUUAACCCUCGUAAGCCCAUGAGCCAUGUAUCAGCACUGCUUCCCUCUUCCAGAUGAGGAAACUAACAAAUGGCUUUUUAACUAUCUGGGGUUUUGAUUACUUUCUCCUCUAUCAUAUAUGUUGCUGUAUAGACUGAUCACAAAAAAAUCAGAAUGUAUUUUUCAUGUUUAUGUUUCCAAGCCCGGCAAUAGCUCUGUGGUAGGGCUUGUUGAAUGUUGGCAUGUAAAUUGUUUCAUUAAACUGCAGCUCCUCUGUGAGUUUUAUUUGUCAUCUAUAAAAUAAAAGAAACAAACAAAAGAA
Messenger RNA from Phyllostomus hastatus (greater spear-nosed bat), 6753 nucleotides. It is a transcript of the gene TTC22, whose product is annotated as tetratricopeptide repeat domain 22. The transcript is spliced from 7 exons. Bases 148 to 1854 code for a protein of 568 amino acids. NCBI's taxonomy places the organism in Eukaryota, Metazoa, Chordata, Mammalia, Chiroptera, Phyllostomidae. The record is from RefSeq and is a predicted model, not a curated record. Gene Ontology annotation, molecular function: protein binding.